Haplochromis burtoni (Burton's mouthbrooder) is the source of this 2216-nucleotide messenger RNA. RefSeq names its product claudin 34a (gene cldn34a). The transcript has 3 exons. Gene Ontology annotation, molecular function: structural molecule activity. The coding region runs from base 199 to 930 and encodes 243 amino acids. NCBI's taxonomy places the organism in Eukaryota, Metazoa, Chordata, Actinopteri, Cichliformes, Cichlidae. Gene Ontology annotation, cellular component: plasma membrane; bicellular tight junction. Gene Ontology annotation, biological process: cell adhesion; bicellular tight junction assembly. The record is from RefSeq and is a predicted model, not a curated record.
GCGUAUUUAACAGCCCCUUCACGUAACCAAAGCUAAUCACACUUCAUCGGAAGGAUUCGAUCUUUAUUAAUAAGGUGAGACGCAUCUAGACACAAACUGCAGUGAAAAGGAAACUUCGCACUCCAUAAAUGUUAAAGAGCAGGAGUGAUGGCUCCAGCGAUCGGUCGCUCUGAGAAUUAGUGGUCAGACUGGACAACAAUGCUUUACCUCACUCACACGGCUCACUGGCAGUUCCUGGGCCUGAUAGUCGGAUUCCUGGCAUGGAUCCUCACCAUGACCACCGCCGGCCUCAACGAGUGGCGUCUCUGGCGAGUAGGCAAUGCGUCCAUCAUCAGCUCGGGCGAGGCCUGGGUUGGUAUUUGGAGGACGUGUUUCUACAGUCAUGUCCUUCCCGAUGUGGAGAACUGUCGAAGCAUCAGCAUAUCGGACAGCUUUCUUCCCGUGGAGAUCCCCGUGGCUCAGGUGCUGAUGAUGCUCGCGGCCAUCUUUGGUCUUGCCGGGAACAUCUGUGCUGCAGUGGCGGUGAGGAUGGCCUACUUCUCUGUUGAAGAUCGCAGGAGCAUCAGGCUGGUCUUCCUGCUGGCAGGGGCGCUGUAUUUGCUCACAGGGAUGUCCUCCUUGGUGCCACUGGCGUGGAACAUGAACUCUGUGCUGAAAAACAGCACCAUAGACUUUCCUCCUGAGUUCCAAAUCCCUGCUCCUCCUGUCAGCCAGCGAGUUGGCUCAGCCAUUGGAGUGGGCCUCUGCGCCUCCAUUGCGACACUCUUAAGUGGCCUGCUUUUCCUUUGCUACAGGUACGCUUGGCGGGCCGUGAGCACAGCGGGCCCUGGCGACCAGCUCAAUGGCCCCUGGACAGUGACAACACUGCCACGCAAGUCUGAACUGGUAAAUAGAGCAGGCAUGGAUAACGCUGCCUUUCACAGUGAAUAAAACUCAACAGAAUAAAAUCUAUGAAGGGAGACUGACUUUAGGGCUUUUUGUUUUGUUUUGUAUUUUUUUAAAAGAGGCUAGGUUUGAUACUAGAACUAAAAAAAAAAGACUGACUUGCCAUAUCUCAACCAGAAAACCAAAACAAAGAGCUAAAAAAUGCUAAAAUUCCUUGUGAACAUACAAGGGAUAUUGAUCAAUUGUACUUUUAUCAUAAAAACAAUGAUUUCAUUGUACUGAAAAUAAAAGCCAGUGACUAUUUACCCUAUAGUUUCUAUUUUAGGUUUAUGUGACUGAUUGAAGUUCAGGGAUGGCUGCUUAUCUACAAAAGUAAUAAUAAACUUUAUCUCUGUUACUGAGGAGUGGUGUGUAUGUGUGUGAGUGUGUUAGUGGCCUCAGCUUUUAUGUAAGAACUGUUACGAUCAGUGUUAUUGCCACACAAGCCCGUGGGAGGCGACAUAACAUUUCAAGGUGUGGCUUCUUAGGAGUCCUGCGUGAGGAGGGGUGAGAGUCGGCCAGGUUGACCCGCACACGUGACCUGGGUAGGAGGCUGACGAGAGCAGGCAUGUGAGCGUGAAGAGGGGGCUGCUUCAUUGGGGUGAUUGUUACCAUGGAGGGCACUCAUACACACACUGGCCCUGUGGCUGGCUCUACCUCUCUGGAGGCGGCUAGCUGAUGGAGAACAAAAAGCCCUCUUCAGACAAGCACAGCACUCAGAAACGCAAGGCUCAGAAGUGGAUGACAAGUAGAGCUGCUUUAAAUACUGCAGAAAACUACUAUCUGAAUUAGGUGUAACCAAAUUUUAUUAUUUAAAAAAACAGGCUUGUAAAAAGUAGUAAAUAAUUAUUUGUCUAAAAUGUUCGCCUGUCUCCACAAACCCUACCUACCUAUCUCACUUGUGCUGUACAUAUCCUUUAGCAGAUAAAGCUGUUGUGCUUUGUUCUCUAUCUUUAUCAUUUACGGUGUUUUAUGGAGGAAAACUGAUAAGAAGACUGAUUGCAAAUGUGUCAUAUCAACGUCUGUAGAAUUAAACCCAAAGGUAACAGCAGCUGGAUAACAUCUCACCCCAUAAUAUGAGAUUUUACUUGCAGAAGAUUUGGAAUAAAACUCUAGAUGAGCAAUUAUAUCUUAAAGCCGCUGUAUUUUCCUGAAGAAUUGCCACAAUACCCAUUCAGUAAUCAAGACCAAAAUCGUUUUAUUACUCUGUGCCUGUUCACGUGUCGCCAGCGGUGGAAAAAACGUUGUCUCAAAGUAUUGAUUAGCGACUGAAAUUGAUAGCUAAAAGUCUU